This is a messenger RNA of Hibiscus syriacus, 907 nucleotides long. RefSeq lists its product as uncharacterized. Bases 148 to 603 code for a protein of 151 amino acids. The transcript is spliced from 2 exons. NCBI's taxonomy places the organism in Eukaryota, Viridiplantae, Streptophyta, Magnoliopsida, Malvales, Malvaceae. The record is from RefSeq and is a predicted model, not a curated record.
AGCUAAAACGUCAUGGGAGAAAAAUAGGAACGGUUCAAUUUCUGUUCUACAUCUAGGGCUUUCCCAUUUCUCAUCUUCCCCAGGCUCUGUAAAGGAAAAAGAAAAGCAGAGAAGAGAGGAGAGGAGAGGAGAACGGCAUUUGAAUCAAUGGCGACGACAGGGCAACAACAGGGACAACAUCAGCAGAAACAACAAAAUAAAACAAUAGAGAAGAGAAAGCCAGUGUUUGUGAAGGUAGAUCAGCUAAAACCAGGGACCAAUGGCCACACCUUAAUCGCCAAGGUAUUGUCCUCAAACAUGGUCCUUCAAAAGGGUCGAGCCCCUUCUCGAAAUCUCCGCCAAACCCGCAUCGCUGAGUGCCUUGUUGGAGACGAGACCGGCACUAUCCUCUUCACUGCCCGUCAUGAUCAAGUUGACUUGAUGAAGCCUGGUGACACUGUCAUUUUUCGUAAUGCAAAGAUUGAUAUGUUUAAGGGUUCUAUGAGGCUGGCGGUUGACAAAUGGGGCCGCGUUGAGGUCACCGACAAUGCAAACUUUGUUGUUAAAGGAGAUAACAAUCUAUCUUUUGUGGAGUAUGAGUUGGUUAGUGUAGUUGAUGAAUGAUAGAGAUUGCAUGGACCUAAGGUGCUAGAUGCUCGAAGGUGGUCUUAAGAGUUGGCCUGAUGAUAAUCGUUUACUCAUCAUAAUUGUUGAUGAGAUGCUAUUGUGGUACAAUUUUCAUUGUGGAAUUGUUGGGUACUUGGGUUUGGUAUACAAAUCUUGCUGAUAGUUGAUCUUCUGCUUUAUAAUUUUUAACAUCUAGUAGUCUAGUUUAAGUACUAGUCGAGUAUGUAGAAGACUGUUUCUUUCUUGUGAUCGAAUUGCAUCUGGAAAUUUAAGUGAUGUUAGUAAAAUCUUUCUAUAUCAA